Messenger RNA from Ceratosolen solmsi marchali, 1080 nucleotides. RefSeq names its product mediator complex subunit 28 (gene MED28). Lineage: Eukaryota; Metazoa; Arthropoda; Insecta; Hymenoptera; Agaonidae. Gene Ontology annotation, cellular component: mediator complex. The coding region runs from base 16 to 846 and encodes 276 amino acids. The transcript is spliced from 5 exons. The record is from RefSeq and is a predicted model, not a curated record.
UUCUUCAAUAAGCUAAUGAGAUCUUCAUUCUAUAAUGAGGUAACUAUAAAUUGUAUAAAGUUUUUUAAACUUUUUUUCUCAAGAAUGACAACUUCGACAAAUGGCAACGGAAAUUUGAUUGAUGAAUUCGAAGAAGCAUUCCAACAAUGUUUAAAUUUAUUUACUAAGGAUGACGGAUUAGAAAAUAACAGUAUAGGUUUGACUGUUGACAAGGAUGAAACUAAAAUAGAAGUUGAUCAAAUAACUUUCAGAUGUAUAGAUUUAGCACGUCAAGUUGAGGCCUUUUUCUUACAAAAAAGAUUUCUUUUAUCAGCUCUAAAACCUGAACUUGUAGUAAAGGAAGACAUUACAGAUUUAAAAGUUGAGUUACUACGUAAAGAAGAACUUAUUAAAAGGCAUUAUGAAAAAAUAUUAAUUUGGCAAAAUUUGCUUGCUGAAAUGCAUGGUUGGGUUCAGCCAAAUGAUUUAUACUUAGGUUUUACCCAUUCUACUCAAAGUAUUCAAAAUCAAGGAAUAAAUAAUUCAAAUAAUUCAACAGUUCAACAACAAAUAUUGCAACAUCAACACAUUCAGCAACAGCAACAACAAAUGCACUUACAACAACAUCAAAUUCAGCAAUUACAUCAGCAACAGGCACAGCAAACAUCAGGCUCGUCUUCCAUAAACCUACAAGGUACAGGAGUUUCUGUAGGUGCUCAAAGUAUAUUUUUAAAUCAAGGAAACGUUUCUACUAGUAGAUCCUCGACAUUUCCCGUUGCAAGUGUUAAUAGUAGUUCGUUACAAGGGCCACUAGCUUUCCUUGAGAAAACCACAAGCAAUAUAGGAAUGCCUGAAAGAAGAAGUUGACGCGGACGGGGGAGGGGGCGCGGUAGAGGACGUGGUAGAGGUCGAGGAAGAGGAAGAGGAGGCACAUUACCACCUCCACCACCUUUACUAGAUCCAUCAGACCCCUCAUCUUAUGCUGCUGCUGUUGUAGCUGCUGUAGCGCCCCUUCCCUCUCAACAACAACAACCACCUCCGCCAUGUACUUAAUGAAAAGGAUCAUAAUAUUUUUACGAAUAAAAUAAAACUAAAAAAAAA